AGUACGUUUAUUGCAAUGCUGGCGCUAAUAGUGCUUCUCGCGCUGCUACAGCUGGGCUUAGGUCAGAGUCCGGUCAAGGACGCGGCCAAGAGCCAGGAUGUAGCCGCAGAAUUUCCCGGCCUGGACAAGAUUGUGCUGCCGCCGGCAGUGCAAGGCCGUGUGGUUGGUGGCGAAGCCACAACGAUUGAAAAGUUGGGCGGCUACCUUGUGGCAUUGCGUUAUCAGGGCGAAUUCGUUUGCGGUGGCACUUUGAUCGAGGAUCGCAUUGUUAUAUCGGCAGCUCAUUGCUUUUUGGGUCGCACCAAGAAGUAUCUGUGGGAGGUAUCGGGCGGCAUCUCCAGGCUGAAUGAGAACGGCAUAAAGGGCGAGAUACUUGACUAUGUAGUGCCUCAAGUCUUUAAGGAGGAGACCAUGAACAUGGAUGUAGCCGUGCUGUUGCUAUUGAGGCCAUUGAAGGGACCAAAUAUAUCCAAAAUUGGUCUGUGCUCCAGGAAACUACUUGAGGGUCUGCAACUAACCGUAUCCGGUUGGGGUCUAUCUGAUCCUCAAGCAUCCAAUCCACACCAGAAUGUCCGCACCGUCAGGGUGCCCGUCCUCAAGAAGAGUCAGUGCAAGCAUGUCUACAAAAGUGCAAUGCCCAUAACCGAUAGCAUGCUCUGUGCGGGCGUAUUGGGUCAGAAGGAUGCGUGCACAUUCGAUUCGGGCGGUCCGAUUGUCUACCAGGAGGAUAACCAGAAUGAGCUUUGCGGCAUUGUGUCCUUUGGUAUAGGCUGUGCCUCUGCCAAAUAUCCGGGCGUCUAUACGGAUGUCAACUAUGUGAAACCAUUCAUUGAAAACUCUAUGAAACAGUUUGGUAUCAAGCAUUAAUAAAAUAUUUUCCAAAUUAUUUGAAAGUAAUAAA
This is a messenger RNA of Drosophila novamexicana, 901 nucleotides long. RefSeq names its product seminase. Gene Ontology annotation, molecular function: serine-type endopeptidase activity. The record is from RefSeq and is a predicted model, not a curated record. Gene Ontology annotation, biological process: proteolysis. The transcript has 2 exons. NCBI's taxonomy places the organism in Eukaryota, Metazoa, Arthropoda, Insecta, Diptera, Drosophilidae. Bases 16 to 867 code for a protein of 283 amino acids.